Adineta ricciae is the source of this 1131-nucleotide messenger RNA. The record is from the annotation of a GenBank genome assembly. Lineage: Eukaryota; Metazoa; Rotifera; Eurotatoria; Adinetida; Adinetidae.
AUGACAUCCAUCCCACUAUCUUCAGGGAAUUGCUCAUGGACAAUAUGGUUUAAUAAUGGAAAACCGUACAAUGCUAGUAGUGGUGAUUUCGAAGACACUGCUGAGAUAAUAGCGAAUAAUCCAGAGGCAAUGUGCAAGACGCCUAUUGCUAUGGAAGUUCAAACGAUCAAUUAUCAAAAUGGUGAUUGGAACUACGAAUGGCAAGCCGUACGAACAACGGAUAAUAUUAGUUUAGUCUCAUUUUAUGCAGUAGAACCAGCAGGCGUUGAUUUUCGUGUGCGAUAUUGUUGUCCUGGUCAUGUACUAACUAGCACGAUGCACGUAAUGACAACCGAUUCAUCUACAUUUCAAAGUAGUUCUACAUAUGGAGUUCAAGAAAUUUCAUCCUCAACAAAUGAUACCAUCGGAAAUUUUCGUGCCAUCGAAGCAAGAGAAAAUGCAUGGCCAUGGAUAGCUUAUCUUCACAAAUCGAAGGUCGAUCUGAAUGAAACGUGUUUUGCAGGAUGCAGUGCCAUAAUCAUUGAUAAAGAUCAUCUCAUCACUAGUGCGCACUGUGUCAAAAGCAUGGAUCCGACGAAUAUUAGUCUAAUCGCUGGUUUACAUCGCCUGUCAUCUAGAUCGGAAGAAGAUCGACGACAGUUGCGCUCAAUUAAACAGAUAUUUCUUCAUCCUCAGUACAACUCAUUGACAAAUGUCAAUGAUGUGGCUGUACUCCGUCUACAGACGUCGUUCGCAUUGACGAAAUAUGUACAGUCGAUAUGUUUCUCUGAUGGGACAAAUCAACUUAACGAGAAAGUAAUCGCUGUCGGAUGGAGUAGACAACAACUCGAUGGCGUGAGGUAUAAAGCAUUGAAACAAAUAUAUGCAACUGUUGUCCACGAUUGCAAGUCUCACUGGUCAUCGUAUGAUCACAAUCUUCAAUUGUGUAUCUCUAAUCCGAUAAAUAGUUCUUCGAUAUGUCAGAAUUUUGAUCAUGGAGUAAUUUUUACACGACACGAUGGACGCUAUACUUUUGAGGGUGUGUCCAGUUAUGCCGGUAGUUGUGACUCUAUAGGUAAAACGUAUGAAUCGCUUGUUUUUACGCGCAUAUCAGCAUUUAAAACAUGGAUUCAUCAAAUCGUUCAACAGUAA